Morchella importuna is the source of this 1317-nucleotide messenger RNA. RefSeq lists its product as uncharacterized. Bases 1 to 1317 code for a protein of 438 amino acids. NCBI's taxonomy places the organism in Eukaryota, Fungi, Ascomycota, Pezizomycetes, Pezizales, Morchellaceae. The record is from RefSeq and is a predicted model, not a curated record. Gene Ontology annotation, cellular component: catalytic step 2 spliceosome. The transcript is spliced from 2 exons.
AUGGCCUCCAACUCGCAGGCCCUCACGCGCAAGGCCGACAUGGAGCUCAUGCCGCCCCCACCGCCCACAAAGCGGAUCAAACGGCCGCCAAAGGUGCUUGACGAAGACACCUACACCGACGCCCUUUCCGAGAUCAUCGCGCGCGACUUCUUCCCGGGCCUCCUCGAGGCCAAGCACCAACAAGAAUACCUGUCCGCCCUGGCCUCCCACGACCCCUCCCGCAUCGCCGAAGCCUCCCGGCGCCUGACAGAAGUCAUGACGACCCCCCGCCUGCGCCGCGGCACCUCCUUCUCCACCCCACUACACACCCGCCCCUCCGACACGCCGCUCAAAAGCAACCCCAUGGCCCCCGCCUCCUCCUCGACCACCACAACAACAGCCCCAGAACCAUACGAAAAACACCUCUCCCUCGACGCCUUCCAGGCAAAAUACACCUCCGAGGACAACGCCUCCUUCAACACCCUCCUCGACGCCCAAAACGAAAAGAAGCGCAACGCCUACGCCUUCCUCUGGGCCGGCAACCGCAUCCCAGGCUUCCGCGCAACCGCAGAAGCAAAGCGCCUCAAAGCCCUCGCCGACACCGAGGCCGCAACCGGCGGGCCCCAAAAAUCAAUCGCAUGGAAAGACGACCGCAAGGCAGUUCCAAACACGUGGAAAGCCGCGCCAAGAAACACACUCAUGUUCGCCCCCGACGGGCCCGACUCCCCCCCUCCCCCUCCCACCGCUCAAACCAACGCAGAGGCAGCGCAGAAAGAACUACCCCCGAAAACGGUCGUCUAUGCAAACACGCGCAUGCCGCCGCCGCCGCUGCCAGCCCCGCCGCCGAGUCCGUCGUUCUCCGCCGUGCGCGACGCUAUUGCGGGGCGGCCCCGGCCGCUGGCGUCAGAGAGCGGCUUUGGCGGCGCCGACACGCCCCGUGUGAAUGGAUAUAGCUUCGUCAAGGACGCGCCGUCGCCGAGCCCCAGCGAGCUUGGUGCGCCGCCGCUGACGUGGGGGUCGAUUGCCGCGAUGACGGAGGGGGAAGGAGAGGGUGUGGGGAAGGGGGUGGCGCCGUUCAAGAUUGCGCCGACGCCGAGGAGGGAGCUGCUGCAUCAUCGCAUGGUGGAUCGGGUGGCGAAGAAUAAGAGGCCGGUGGGGAGGGCGGUGACGCCGCGGAGGGAGGGGGGUGCGGGGGGGAGGGAGACACCGGGGGCGGGGGCGGGGUUGACGCCGGCGGGGCAGAGGUUGUGGAGUAGUUUGGCUGGACGGGGGGAGGGGUGGGCGGGGACGCCGAGGGUGGGGAGGGGGGUGGCGACGCCGUUGGUGAAGCGGAAGUAG